GAGUCACGGGCUGCACAGGCAGCAAAAUGAGGCAAGUCGUCCGCAACACACCCUGCUUGCCCCUCCAUCGUCGUGAUCGCGAAUCUGCCCACUCAUCGACACGACUGGUCGUGUCGCCAUGCUGAGGCGAAAAAGCACAUCGGCACUUGGCCGAGGGCCAUGGCAGGGCAUGAAACUGCGCUGCAAACCGAGCAGGCUCAUCCCGUAUGUCUCGCUGAUCGGCCCGACGUCAGCUUUCGAAUUCGGGCAAUUCAAGCGGGUAAAAACACCAGGAUGAAGGAUGGAGCGACUGGACGUAAGCCGGGACCGCUGCGACACAUGCCGUCUUACAGCCUUGUGAACCCAUUGCAGAGGUAAACGGUGAAAAGGACCGCUGAUCCUGCUCCCGAGUCCCACUUGAUUGGGUGAGUGUCUGGACCCAGUUGCAGCGUGUCAUCAACCUAGCCCCUCUCCCCAGUGCAUCAUUUUCAUGUAUGUAUGUACCAUAUAUGUAGCGGCUCUUACUCCUAUCCUGAUAUCAUGCAGAAUCGCAGAAUAAGCAGUCGACGCGCACGCGCCUCUGGGUGUGUAUGUAUGCUGGGGCUGCAUGCUGGGCCGGAUUCAUCUGCUCUGCCAAUCCAUCGCUGUGGGUAAGAAGGAAGGAGAACAGGUCCAAGUUGGAGGUCGAUGAAGGGGAGG
This is a messenger RNA of Exserohilum turcica Et28A, 678 nucleotides long. RefSeq lists its product as uncharacterized. The coding region runs from base 160 to 357 and encodes 65 amino acids. NCBI's taxonomy places the organism in Eukaryota, Fungi, Ascomycota, Dothideomycetes, Pleosporales, Pleosporaceae. The transcript has a single exon. The record is from RefSeq and is a predicted model, not a curated record.